AAUGGUGGAAUUCUGAGUUUCACAAGGUGGAACUCUAGUUUUUAAAGCAAUCCUUAUGGGCAGGAAAGGCCCAUCCUGCAGUUCUUAAUGUUAGCAUGUUAGCACCUCAAAGGUGUCACACCCUCCACCAAAGGGGCCCUAGCAACUUGUAGAAUGUAGGUUAUUAUGAGGACACGGGAUUGUGAUGGUGGCCAGGCUGUGGAAUCUGGUGAGGCCAAAUGUCAGCACCUCAAAUGAUGUCUUGUGACCCCACCUGGCAGCGUUCUGGUUUUCUGGAUGGCAGCAGAGGACAGGGAGAUGAUGGAAGCCCGGGGUGCGGGAGAAAGUUGCCCAACCUUCCCCAAGAUGGUGCCUGGUGACUCCAAGUCUGAAGGGAAGCCAAGGGCUUGUCUGGAGGCAGAGUCCCAGAAGCCAGACUCCUCCUAUGACUACUUGGAAGAGAUGGAAGCUUGUGAGGACGGAGGCUGCCAAGGGCCGCUUAAAUCGCUGUCCCCCAAGUCCUGCCCUGCCACCAAAGGCCAGGCAGGUGACGGACCCAAACCCGCAGAGCUGCCCCCGGCCCCUGGGACUGAGCGCAAUCCCGAGAUGGAGCUGGAGAAGGUGCGCAUGGAGUUUGAGCUCACACGGCUCAAGUACCUGCAUGAGGAGAACGAGCGGCAGCGGCAGCACGAGGUGGUGAUGGGGCAGCUGCAGAGGGAGCGGGAGCGGCAACACGAGGUGGUGAUGGAGCAGCUGCAGCAAGAGGCAGCACCCCACCUGUUUUCAGGAGGCCUCCAGAACCUCCUGCUGCCCCAGAACCAGUUUGCCAUGUUCCUGUACUGCUUCAUCUUCAUUCAUAUCAUCUAUGUCACCAAGGAGAUGGUCUUCUUUCUCUUCGCCAAGCACUACCUGUUCUGCAUCGUGGCCAUUUUGCUCUGUUUGAUUAAAACUUUCUGGUAUAAUGUAAUAGAGUCCAUUUGGCAGGGAAUUCCAGCAGAAGCAUAUGAGAAACAUCUCAGAGCAGGGCUGGGGGCAGGCCAGAGUAUCCGUUCAUCCUUCUUCUACAUCUAUCCUGAAUGUCCCCAAACCCCCCCGCGUUCCUCUAAAAUCCCAUUCUCUCCAGUACAGAUGCUCUGCCAGGUUAGGGUGCGUUCUGUUCUGCGUUUUUCCAACCCGCCUAAACGCUUCCUUUCAUCAGGGAAAGCCUCCCAGCCGGCCGCGUCCCCACCCUACACCGGCCCAGUCCUGGCUCCCCGAGUCCAACACGGUUUUGCUAGCUAG
Molecule: messenger RNA, 1260 nt
Organism: Chlorocebus sabaeus (green monkey)
Lineage: Eukaryota; Metazoa; Chordata; Mammalia; Primates; Cercopithecidae
Gene: TMEM247
Product: transmembrane protein 247
Cellular component (GO): endoplasmic reticulum
Source: RefSeq, a predicted model, not a curated record